Molecule: messenger RNA, 2363 nt
Organism: Galeopterus variegatus (Sunda flying lemur)
Lineage: Eukaryota; Metazoa; Chordata; Mammalia; Dermoptera; Cynocephalidae
Gene: NOX4
Product: NADPH oxidase 4
Exons: 18
Coding region: 216-1952 (578 amino acids)
Biological process (GO): defense response; superoxide anion generation
Cellular component (GO): plasma membrane; NADPH oxidase complex
Molecular function (GO): superoxide-generating NAD(P)H oxidase activity
Source: RefSeq, a predicted model, not a curated record
UGAGUGCGCAGAGCAGACCCGGCACGGGUCGGAGCCGGGGCGCAGAGCCCGCGCGGGCUGGCUUGGCGCCGGGCCUCCGGCUUCCACUCAGUCUUUGACCCUCGGUCCCCACCCUCCACUCCCCCGCAGGCCGCACCACUGUAAGCGCUGCCCGGCCGGCCGCCGCUCCUUCCCGGGCCGGCCAGCACAGAGCGCAGCGCGGCGGGGCCGGCGACAUGGCUGUGUCCUGGAGGAGCUGGCUGGCCAACGAAGGGGUUAAACACCUCUGCCUGCUCAUCUGGCUCUCCCUGAAUGCCCUGCUUUUCUGGAAAACCUUCCUGCUGUAUAACCAAGGGCCAGAGUAUCAUUACCUCCACCAGAUGUUGGGGCUAGGAUUGUGUCUAAGCAGAGCCUCUGCAUCUGUUCUUAACCUCAACUGCAGCCUUAUCCUCUUACCCAUGUGCCGAACACUCCUGGCUUACCUUCGAGGAUCCCAAAAGGUUCCAAGCAGGAGAACCAGAAGAUUGUUGGAUAAAAGCAAAACGUUCCAUAUAACCUGUGGUGUUACUAUCUGUAUUUUCUCAGGUGUGCAUGUGGCUGCCCAUCUGGUGAAUGCCCUCAAUUUCUCAGUGAACUACAGUGAGGAUUUCAUUGAACUGAAUGCAGCAAGACACCGAGAUGAGGAUCCUAGAAAGCUUCUCUUCACAACUGUUCCUGGCUUGACAGGGGUCUGUAUGGUAGUGGUGUUAUUCCUCAUGAUUACAGCAUCUACAUAUGCGAUAAGAGUUUCUAACUAUGACAUCUUCUGGUAUACUCAUAACCUCUUCUUUGUCUUCUACAUGCUGCUGAUGUUGCAUGUUUCCGGAGGACUGCUGAAGUAUCAAACUAAUUUACAUACCCACCCUCCUGGCUGCAUCAAUCUUAACCGAACCCACUAUCAGAAUAUUUCCUUACCAGAGUAUCUCUCAGAACAUUUUUAUGAACCUUACCCUGGAGGAUAUUCAAAACCAGAAGAGCUUACCCGGAACGCAUUUGUGAAGAUUUGUGUAGAAGAGCCCAGGUUCCAAGCCAAUUUUCCACAGACGUGGCUUUGGAUUUCUGGACCUUUGUGCCUGUAUUGUGCCGAAAGACUUUACAGGUGUAUCCGGAGCAAUAAGCCAGUCACCAUCAUCUCAGUUAUAAGUCAUCCCUCAGAUGUCAUAGAAAUCCAAAUGGUCAAAGAAAAUUUUAAAGCAAGACCUGGCCAGUAUAUUAUUCUACAUUGUCCCAGUGUGUCUGCAUUAGAAAACCAUCCAUUUACCCUCACAAUGUGUCCUACUGAAACCAAAGAAAUAUUUGGGAUUCAUCUUAAAAUAGUAGGAGACUGGACAGAACGAUUCCGAGAUUUACUACUGCCUCCAUCUACUCAAGACUCUGAGAUUCUGCCAUUUGUUCAAUCUAGAAAUUAUCCCAAGCUGUAUAUCGAUGGUCCAUUUGGAAGUCCCUUUGAGGAAUCACUGAACUAUGAGGUUAGCCUCUGCGUGGCUGGAGGCAUUGGAGUAACUCCAUUUGCAUCAAUACUCAACACCCUGCUGGAUGACUGGAAGCCAUACAAGCUUAGAAGACUGUACUUUAUUUGGGUGUGCAGAGACAUACAAUCCUUCCAUUGGUUUGCAGACUUACUCUGUGUAUUGCAUAACAAGUUUUGGCAAGAGAACAGACCCGACUAUGUCAACAUCCAGCUGUACCUCAGUCAAACAGAUGGGAUACAGAAGAUAAUUGGAGAAAAAUAUCAUGCACUGAAUUCAAGACUUUUUAUUGGACGUCCUCGGUGGAAACUUCUGUUUGACGAAAUAGCAAAAUGUAACAGAGGGAAAACAGUUGGUGUUUUCUGCUGUGGACCCAAUUCAGUUUCUAAGACUCUUCAUAAACUGAGUAACCAAAGCAACUCAUAUGGGACAAGAUUUGAAUACAAUAAAGAAUCGUUCAGCUAAAAGACCUUUGAGAUGAACCAGGACUCUAAAGAAGGAAUAAGUGCAAUUCCUAAGACUUUGAAACUCAGCUGACUCAAGUAGCUGUGUUGUGCCAAAGAGUAGCGAGGUUUUCUUAUUUAUGAUUAUUUAAAAUGGAAAUGCAGAAAAUGUGGCAAAAUGGAAGUUCACAUUACAUAUUUAAUCUGGAAGCCAAAGAGACCCUGAAGAUUAUUUGAUGUGAUGAUUUAGUCUUCAAUGCUCAAAUUAAAAGAAAACUAUUAGAUGCACACUGUUGAUUUUUAUAGCAGAUUCAAGAGCUCCCUGGAGAGGAGCUGAAUUUGCUCACUCUGAGGCUGAUAGCCCUCGUCCUCUUUAAAUGGUUUUUGGUUGAACAAAUGCAAGAUUGAACAAAAUUAAAAAUUCAUUGAAACU